Messenger RNA from Lepidothrix coronata (blue-crowned manakin), 4257 nucleotides. RefSeq lists its product as uncharacterized. Bases 695 to 1633 code for a protein of 312 amino acids. The record is from RefSeq and is a predicted model, not a curated record. The transcript is spliced from 3 exons. Lineage: Eukaryota; Metazoa; Chordata; Aves; Passeriformes; Pipridae.
UUGUAGUUAAAAAUAGAAGAAAUUGGGGAAAAAAGUUAAUCCAUAAGAUAAAAGCAACACCACAGCCAUAUUUUUAUGCAGUUUAAAUGAAUCUCUAUCCAUUUUUAAUAGGCACAUGCGAAGACUACCCUUUUAGUAACCCAUUUUUGCAGAUUGUGGACAAAUUUUAUCAGCUGAUGAAAGAUACUAAACUAAAUCUGCAAACUCGUAUUUAGGGAAGGCGAUGGAACAAAACGUGCAUGUGCAGUACCUGACAUUAAGGGCCAUAUGCCCAAAGCUGUUGACACCAAGGAAGAAUGAAUGUCCUGUGUUCCCAUCACUUUUCAAAAGGAAAAAAAUGCAUGUGCCAAAUAUUUGCCUGUGGUUGACUGCAGAUGCUAGACCAGGUAUUUACAAGGCACCUAUCACCUUGGUACCUAAGCACUUUGAAAAAUGCACCCACCCCAGGAGGCAUGAUGCAGAUACAGACAGAGGCCCAGGUCCAGAGCAGCAGAGGCAGGUCCCAGGAAGCUCUCCAACUGUGUUCCCGCUGUUGUUGAGCUCCUGGCCCACUUGGUGUGGCCAAGGAACAUCUCCACCCACCUGUCAGCAGGAAGACGGUGCCCCACCCCUCACCUGCAGCUCCGCUGGUGGGCAAUCUGAAAAGGAAAGAUAAUGGAAAAGGCAACGAUCCAGUAGCAGAGGUGAAACAGGAAUGGUGGGAUUUCAAAAGGAGGGCUUCUUAAAGAGCAGCACAUCUCAGGGGAGGGAUCAGCUGCCAGUUCAAGUGGCAGAUGUCACUGGGGAGCAAGAUGGGGAGGUUCCUGGAUCCUCGGGGCAAGCCAGCCAUCACAGAGGGAGCUUGCUGUCCACGCCGGCCGAAGAACAGGAAUCCUCGGUGCCUGCCUCUGAUGAAGACUCACCAGCCAGGACCACAGAGAGCUGGCAGUGGCCACUGUCCUCGUCUGAAACGCACAGCAACGUUGGGGAGGAUUUUGAGGGAUUUCAGACGCCAGCGCGGACUCCGGAGUGUACCAUGGACAUACAGUCUCCCGGGGAUCAGUCACUCAGUAGAACUCCUCAGUUUGAAAGUGACUCUCCUGAGGAGGAGGGAAAUGAUGAAAUGAAUGAAGAGCGCUGCGGUGUUGAGCCUGUCCCUAGGGAUCGGGGUUGGAGAGGGCAGCCCCAGCUAACAGAGGGAGAGAAGCUGUUGAUGGAAACCAACAGUAGGAUUGUGCAGCUGCUGGAAAAUAUCAAGAGGGAGCAUGCACAGUCCAUGGGCCUCAUGUCCCAGUCCAUGGGCCGCAUGGAGCUGCAGCUGGGCAUUGUGGCUACCUCCACAAGAGCCAUCCAUAACUACCUGUCAGAGAUUUUAGCUUUCCUCAAGCAGCCGAGGACGCAGGUCCUUGAAACGCGCAUUUCCCAAAGAGCCACCCCCCAUGUCGAGUUGACCUGUGCCUCGACAUGGACCGGGGAGGACGCAGUGGCAUCCUCCACUGUGUGCUUACCUGGGGCCGAGGGGACAGGCGACUCUCGAGACCCGCCGCAGGCCACCCUGCCUUGUCGCAGUGGCCGGCUGCAGAGAGCCAUAACCGAGAGGGCCUCGCUGCCCAUGCCUCCACGCCAGGCAAAAGGGGGAGGGAAGAAAAAAUAACCAUUCCAUAAGGUUUUUAGAGGUUUUUUUUUAAUGUGCCUGUCCUUUUAAUUCUUAGCCAUAAGGCCACUGGUGGCAGAGUUUCAACCAUUUCCUACAUUGGCUAACAUUGUAUUCUGGCUGACUAGAUUAGUCUAACAUUUUGUAGUUUAUAUUUGCACUGUUAACUAUGUGUGCUGCUGGUAUUUGAAGAACAUUUGCCUCUGUUCUUUCACUUUAACUUCAUACAAGCAUUUUUUUACUCUGUGCCAGGCAUUCAUUGCUUUUCUUACAAAUACAAGUCAUUUCUUGAGGCAGCUGUUUUUUGAGUUUUCUUUCUCCAUUAUCCCAUCCCCUCUGAGCAAGCACUCGGGACUUGGUGGUAAGUAUAGAGGUCUUCGCAAUACUCGCCUCCAAAACUGUGUUCGAUCAGUCUUUGCCUGGUGUUUCUGGCAUGCCAGCCUGAGGUGUUGGGGUCAGCCUGUACCGGAUCAUGAUCAUUCUUAUCCUCUGUGGGUCUGACCAGCUCAGUUUCUAAGACCCUCGGUGGAGCUAAUCCACAUGUCUUGGCUAUGUCGUACAAUAAGUAAUGUUGCCAGGAUCAUACCUCAUAUUUCUCCUUUGGGGGCUGUAUAGUGAUGUGCCACCAGAUCUAUCUAGGCACCUGGCUCUCGUUUUCAAAGUUCCUUUCAUGAUGGAUCUGGUGGUUUGAUGGGCAGCAUUAUAAUUUUUCCUCUGAGAGAGUCUGGGGAUUGGAAACAGGAGUCACUAAGCAAUGUGUUCUAUGGGGAUAAGAGCCAUCUCCUGCAACAAAUCUAUUAGGAGGAGACUGUCCCCUGUAAUUAGCAGAGAUAUUAAUUAUUUAAGAAAAAGAGAAAAAAAAAGAAAAAAAGCAACUUGCCUGGCAGCCAGACCUCUUGAGAAUGUAAAAGUCAUGACAUGCUAUUGGGUACUGUGCUCCUCUGUCUGUGAUUAAGAGCUUCUCAUCAGAGACGACCUACAUCUUUAUAAAACACAACUACUUCCUGUGCCUUUAGGCCAUCUAAUUUUCUGAGGGCUGGCACCCUGAACAGAGCACGGGGCCCAUUGGUAACCCACAGGGUAGAUGGAAAUGCACUUUGCAAUAAAUUAUUUUAUAUCUGUUGGUGCUGCCUCUCUCGGGGGAAUUUAAAUUAGUGGCACUCAAACUGCUAUAUGCAUGCAGAGGCAUCAGACUUGGCUUUUCCAUGUGGUAUCCCUGACAGUUCUCUGAAAGGAUGCUGUUGCCAGGAGCCCCCUGAGCGGUGGUGACCUGUUCUCACAGGUGUAGCAUGGCUCCUAUGUUUGACUCUCAACACACCGUUGUAACUUCUCGGGAAUGUUCAGAAGAGUUUAUAUGGCAAAGCAGUGAUGAAUGGAAAAUACUAGAGAACAACCAUAGGCUUAAAAAUCCUCUUCUAUGAUUACAACUGAGCUGUGCUCUCUGUCCAGUGAGACAUAGACUCUUCCUCCCUGUCUUUCUGUGAGGUUAUUCAAGAUAAAGCAGAUCAUAUUUUGUUAUUCUGCCAGUCAGCCACAAAUUGCUCCCGUAUAAGUGUGUGUGCGCGCGUGUGUGCUUGUGGCUGUACUUUGCUAAAUGACCGAUUUAAGGAUGAAAUUGCAUCUGGCAUGGCCAACCUCCAGUGUAGGCUUUUUCCACUACCAAAUAUUUCUUCCCUUUCACCUCCAUCCAGAUGAGUUCCUUGUAAAAAUGCCAUUGGAGGUGGUCUUCUUUGGCCACACUUCACACCAGGUGCCAAUUUUUGCAUCUAUUUUGUAGCUUUUUUUUUUUUUAAUAUCUCUUUUGUCAGAACUAUUUGUAAAGUUAUCCUCAGAGACUUUCCAGCACAAGCUUGUAAGCUUUUCCCUCUCACUGGUGCAAGAAAUGCAUGCUGCAGAGUAUUUGAGGUCACAAGAAGGUUGGGAGAGAAGCUAAUUAGUAAGCCUAACAAAUUAUUCCAGUACGUGUGGCCUUCUAAACAAGCUGGUUCUGGUGCAUAAGUGGUUUGCACACUGGUGCUGUGGAUGUGAACAGCCCAGUUCAAAGCACAGGGUUUGUCCCAAAAUGUUUACAUCUUCUUUCUUUUGGAUGAGUUUGAGUGAAGCUAAGUACAAUUCAGCCAGACAAUUUGGCCUAAUUAGCACGUUUGAUAAUGCAGUGAGAAUGUUUUUUAUUUUGCACAGUGCUUUCACUUCAGAAGGGUGGUGCAGUUGUGGCCAGAUGUUAAGAAUUUGACUUGCUCUUCAGGACCCGCCAUGUAGCUGCUACCAUUUAGAACCAGUCUCAUUCUCACGUGCUGGCUACUUUCAUGGCUUCAAAUUUUUUUGUUGUAGUCUCAAAACAACAACCUCCACUCCACCUUUGCUUCCUGACUAAAGGCAGCAGAGCAAAAAGAUGUAGCAGUGCUGCAGUUGAAAGUGCCAUGCAAGGAAGCACUAAAGAGUUCCUUGCAAAGCAGCUUAAGCUUUAACCUACUCUCCUCUUCCAUUUCCAAGUGCUUUAGCUAGACAUGGCAAGGCACAAAGCACCACUCCAACAGGAGCAGCCAUAGGUGUGAGAAGGACUGGGAACCUGUCUACAGACAAGAAACCUGCAAUAAACUUACACAAAGCCAAAGUUUUUUUCC